AUGACGUCGCGCAGACCUCGCGGCUCACGCCCAAACAACAACACCAACAACAAUCACUAUUCACGUCCUCAGCCUUCGGACUACGAGUCGGACAACCCAAACUACCUCUCUGAUACUCAAGCACUUCAGAACAGACAACAGGAAGAACAGAAUCCGCACCUCCCCCCCUCUCCCCUCCGUUCCAAUGAAGACCUCAACAUCUCCGUCCUCCGCCGCCACAAUCCGUCCAUCACCUCCAUCCUCUCACUGGCCCCCUAUGCAGUGGUGUACAUCUUCAGUCCGACAGCGCGACAGUGGGAAAAGAGUGGUAUCGAGGGGACUAUGUUCGUCUGCCAGCUAUCGCAGGGAACGUUGGGCGAGGAGCGGUACAGCGUAUACGUAUUGAAUCGACGGGGACUGAACAAUUUCGAGAUCCUCUUGACGGAUGGUGAAGAUGUAGAGCUUACAGAUGAAUAUGUGAUUCUCAAAGCCGAUGCUAGUAGUGCGGAACUGGACGUUGGCGGAAAUUCCAAUGAUGUCUACAAUGGUGAUGCUACGAUCAAAACGGAUAAGAACACCAAAAAAUACCCGCACACAAAUGUCAAUGAGAUUGACGAUGAUGUCCGCUUCUACGGUCUCUGGAUCUACUCGGAACCGCCGCCCAACUCGACCGCGGAGACACGCACCCUCAAUGCCCGGGUGAUCAAAGAGUGCGCCGUGCAUGCGGGUGAAAGUCUCAAGUUAGCCCGAGAGAGAUUGGAAGCCGCGCAUCAAAAUGAUCUCCACGUUGCUGCCGCUACAACUGGCACUGCUACUAUUCCAACGGAGGAAGUGCAGACAGCCACCAGUGCUGCCAUGGGUCGACAGAUAUCCUUGCAAGAUCUCUUCGGCCAACAGAGGGCUGUGGAUGAUGGAUGGAGUGUCCGGGCACAUAAUCUCGGCCCCGGAGAAUUGCACCAGCAGAUGCAGAUUCAGGCGCAUACGCCGGCUACGGAGCCUGGACUUCCACCAGCGCCGAAACAGGAUAUUCUUGGAGAUCUCUUUCGGAGAGCUGGUUUGGCAUACCAAGGUGGUAGUCAGCAGUUAUCAUAG
This is a messenger RNA of Monascus purpureus, 1071 nucleotides long. The record is from the annotation of a GenBank genome assembly. Lineage: Eukaryota; Fungi; Ascomycota; Eurotiomycetes; Eurotiales; Aspergillaceae.